Stylophora pistillata is the source of this 1071-nucleotide messenger RNA. RefSeq lists its product as uncharacterized. Gene Ontology annotation, biological process: phospholipid biosynthetic process. Gene Ontology annotation, cellular component: membrane. NCBI's taxonomy places the organism in Eukaryota, Metazoa, Cnidaria, Anthozoa, Scleractinia, Pocilloporidae. The record is from RefSeq and is a predicted model, not a curated record. Gene Ontology annotation, molecular function: phosphotransferase activity, for other substituted phosphate groups.
AGUGACUAACGUCUUAUUUCUCCUUACAAUAUCACUCCUGAAUCAAACAAUAAGGUUACAAAAAUAAUGGAAGUGAUCAUCAACUAAAGCUCUUGCUAAUUAAGCAAAUUCUCCUUGUCGGCACCUUGGGAAAUGUAUAGAAAACAGUAUGGAGAAUAUGGAUACUAAUGUUAAGGUGUUAAGGGUGAAUAAAAGAUGAUCAUGACUUAUUGACAGUGAUCUACCUGUUAAGUGGGUCUCAGUUAACUUCUAAACAAUCAGUAAUCAAAGUUAACCCAACUUUUAAAAAUGCAUUAAUUUUAAUUUUGUUCAUUUGGUCCCCCAGGAAGGAGCAUCAAGCUUCCACCACACCUGUUGACAUAACUUGUUUAGAAUUUCCAGUUUCCUUUGGUCUCUAAGUCGAGGUUUAGGUACAGUCUGUCAUUAAAGCCUCUCAUUUGGAGAUAAGAGAAAAAUGACAGUCAGUAUGGUGUGGGCUAAAUGUAAUGUUAUGUGAUUUAUUUUGAAGUUGGAUGUUGCCACAGACAAUCUUGGAAGAGGAAUGCUUUGGACCUUGCUUUAUAAGUGGGGAUACUUUAUCAGUGCAGUGGAGUGGAUGGUAUUUGUGUGUACACAUUCACUUGGAGCAAAAUGGAAGACAGCCCAAUCCAACCCUCCUUCAUGGGUUCAAAUUGUUAUGGCUCAAGGAUUUAAAACACCUGCGGGAGUGUUUGCAAUCUGUGGCCUUCAUGGGCUCCCUGUGUGGUUGUAUGGUAUGAAUGAACACCUGUGGUCACCAUUCAUGUCACAUCAUUCACAGAUGGCAGUCACUGGAAUUUUAGUGUCUGGUAGAGCUCUGUGCAUGGGUGUUGAGGUUUGGUUUAUUACAAGUCACAUUAAGGAUUUACUGGCAGAACAUGAUCAGAAAAGGUCCCCACCACAAAGCACAGAACCCAUGAUGGAAGACACUGAUUAAAAUGCAUGCUAUCUCGACAUCUGUUUUGCCAGUUGGUGGCAUUUAAAGAUAUUUUUUUCAUCUUAACAUUCUAGAAAAAUUCAGAACUAAUAAAAACUACCCUUCUUAUUACUGAA